AUGAUUUUUACAAAAAUAUGUUUCCUGUUAGCAUUUCUAGAAUUCAUUGUAUAUGCAUUUGUGAAACACACGCUGACCUUUGAUAACUAUAUAUAUCAUAAAACAGGCAGAUUCAGAAAAAAAAAAAAAAAAAUCAACUACAGAUUGCGUAAGAGCAAGGAUGAAGAUACUGAGAGUUACAUUCCUUACAUUUACAAAGACAUCGCAUCUUCCUUAAAAGAUUUAGCGGACGAGGAACAUUCUUACAAACAACUAUUGAAUACAUAUUUUCCAGAAACGAUCGAAAGGGAAAUAAAAAAAAAAAAGGAAAAAGAAUUAAGGAAAAGGAAUGAGAAGAACAAUUUUAAGAGCAGUGAGGAGAAGGAAAAUAAAAAGGAUAUCGAUAAAAUUAUGGAAGAAAAACUAGCAGAAAAUAACAUUACAAAUUUUGAACAUAUAAGCAAAAUAAAUGAUCAUAAAAAGAAAAAUAAGAUUUUAGAUAUAGCAUAUGAUACUAUUGAAGAUUCAUUAAAAGAUAUAUAUUUCAAUAUGAAAUCAAGUGUAGAUUAUAAGGAAGAUGAUAAAACAAAUUUCUUAGAAAUUGCCAAAAGGGAAAAAGAUAUGUUAUACGAAGAACUUAUAAAUAGACCAGCCCCAAUAAAUAAUAACACAACACUUGAUUUAUUUGGAGUUUUUUAUGAUGAUAAAGAUUAUGCAGACGAAAAAAAACUGUUAGCAGUAAUGAACAAAAUGUUAAAUUUAGAACCGUUUAAAAGCAACAAAGGUAAUGUACUGCAAACGGUAGAUACACUUUUAAAGAAGAACAAACUUCCCAUCCAUAUUCGUAAUUUUUUGCUUAAAUAUAGACGUGUAGCAGAAAAGUUUACUGAUAUAAAGGAAGAGAUAACUCCAGAAGGUAUAAUUCCUAAAAGUGUUAAAGAAUUAUCUGGGGUAAAUGACGACACUCAUGCUGAGCACAUCGAAAGGGGCAGUUUAGAGGGGCACGGGAAGGAUGCCCCAAAUGAUAUAAACAUUGGUAAAACAAAAAAAGAUCAAUCAGUUGACCAUGAUCAAAAUGUAAAAAAAGAGGAACUAAAUGAAACGGAACAGGGGAUAAAAAGUGAAGAUUUUUUUAGGGAUGUUAAUAAAGUUAUUAUGACUUUACAUAACAAUUUAAAUAAGGAAAAAUUAAUAAGGAAAGACCAACAUUUUGUAGAUGAAUUGUACGAAGCUUAUAAAAAGCACCUGAGGUGUAUGCACAUUAAACGAAACAAAUUAGAACCGCAGAAAAACAAUUAUGAUUUCUUAGCAUUUGUCCAUGAACAUUUUGAAGAGUAUUUUUUUUUCAAAUAUGGAAAUUUCGAUUACAAUUUUAAUGAAAGAGUACAAAGUAUUAAUAGCAAAAUGAAAAGUGACAAGAGCUUUAUUGGGUCAGAACAAGCAUCGGACAUUGACGGCAGUGGCCACGGUAAAAAGGGUUUAGACAAAAAGAAAAAGGGAAAGGUAUCAUCUGGCAAUUUUCAUUGCGCAUCCGAAUUUGCUCCGAAUCCCACAUCUGAUCAGACAUUUGAGCCCACAUAUGAUUCCACAUCUAAUCCCACAUAUGAUUCCACAUCCAAUCCCACAUAUGAUUCGACACCUAAUCCCAUAGAUGACUCCACGUGUGCACCCAAAUUUGAAAUAAUUCCGAGCACUUACAACAACGAGCUACAGGGGAUAAAUUGGAGAAGUAAGAGAAACCCAAACAAAGAGUGUGGCAUCUUAAAAGGAAUAAAGGAACAUAAAAACAUGAGAAAACAUGUACUUGUGGAUAUAAUACAGAAUUAUGAAAAAAGAAUGUACGACAUAUAUAAACCAAAUGAUGCAAUAACGAACAUGUAUGGGUUUAACAAUUAUAUAGAUAAUGAACAAUAUGAUAAAGAAAUUAAUAUAUCAUUCAAUAAAUAUAGCAUAUUAAAUUACGAUAGUAAGGAAGAAUUAAAUAAAAAGGAGAAAUUAUAUGUUGGUAAAUUAAUAUUUGGAAAGAUUUUUAAAAUAGAAAAAACUUUUGCAUAUGUUGAUAUAAAUUAUGCAUUUUAUGCAGAAUUGCAUGAAGAUCAAAUGCCCUACAACAUUAAGAAGAUAAAAAAUGUAUUUCAAGUGAAUGAUAAAUUAAUAUUUGAAAUAUAUAAAAUGUAUCCUAAUAAAAUUUUAUUAACUUUAAAAAAUAUCCAAAAAGUUAAUGACCUUAAUAGGAUUUUACAUUUCAAGACACAAGACAUACCCUUUGAGGUUCAAGUUAUAACAGUUUUAAAAAAUGGAAUAAGUGUUUCAUACAAUGACAUUUAUACAUUUAUUCAUAUAUCUUCCAUAUCAAGUAAAUACAAGACAAAAAUAGAUGAUAAUGAAAAAAUUGACGAAUCUUUAGUUAAAAAAAAAAUUAAGGUAAUCUGCACAGAUAUUAACAAAUUAAAUUUUUCGAAUUUAAUAUAUGAACAAAAUGAACAAUUAAAAAAAAUGAACAUAUACGAUAUUAUUAAUGUUGAAAUUAUACACAUAUCUAAAUAUGGACUGAUGGUAAAAUGUGAUGAUAUAGUUGGUUUGAUUCAUAUAUCAGAAAUUUCCAAAAAAAAAAUUGAUGAUUUAAAUGGUAUAUUCAAAAUUGGUGAUCAGUUAAAAGGUAUUUUAAUAAAUAUAGAUUAUGACAAUAAGAGAUUUUCCUUAUCAACCAAAAUUUUAGAAAUAAAUGGAAAAAAUUUUAUUGACCAUAGAACCUACAUAUAUGAUAAUAUGCAAUUUAUUGCAAAUGAUAUUAAGAAGAGGAAUACAUCUUUACGAAUUAAUGAUUCCAAUAUUAAAAACCAAUUACUUUCUCUCAUCGAUAUUUACAAAACGGAGGAAAACGACACAAAAAAUGAUAAGAAAGCGAAUACUUCUAAUCUUUUGAAUCCCGAAAAUCCUACGGGUGCAGAACAGACCAUGAAAACGGAAAACUCAGAGGUUACAAAAAUGCCUAGAAAGGAAUUUCUUGUUGAGGACGCUAUCCAAGGAGAUACUAAUCUAAAAGAGAUUCAACUGGUUGAUGUAGUUCAUGAACAAAAUAAUAAUGUAAAUAAAUCGGAUACUGGUGAUAAACACAACACAAACAAAACUGAGACAAAUCCAAAAAAUCAAACUGGUACCACAGAUUUGUGCACAAAAAAUGAUCAUUUAGAGCAUAGUGCUAGGAAAAAGGGAGAAACAGAAGAAGACAGUAUUAAUAUGGACAAUGAUGAAUCCAAUAAGGAAAAAAAGGAACUUACCAUUGAUGUUCACAAUCAGUUAAUUCCAUACUUGAUGAUGAAACAGGACGAAAUUACCAAGGCAGAGAAAAGUGCCAUAGAGCAAAGCAGAGAAAUUGUUUGGAACCUGGACGAUGAUGAAUUUCUUCACUCCAAUUCCCCAACGAAUAAUACACAAUUUUUCGAAUAUCAGUGGUCCUAUUUAAAGGAUAAGAAAUGGGUAAACUUUUCCUAUUAUGUGAACAGAAUUAUGAAUUAUUAUUUCAACAUAAACGAUGAUUAUUUUACGUACAAGGAGAAGAACAUGGUGUAUGAAAUAGAUUUUGUAAAAAAUAUAAGAAUUGAUUUGAGCACGGGACUUUACAAUAAGAUUAGAAAAAUUACAAAGUAG
Molecule: messenger RNA, 3630 nt
Organism: Plasmodium gonderi
Lineage: Eukaryota; Apicomplexa; Aconoidasida; Haemosporida; Plasmodiidae
Exons: 6
Coding region: 1-3630 (1209 amino acids)
Biological process (GO): translation
Molecular function (GO): mRNA binding; structural constituent of ribosome
Source: RefSeq, a predicted model, not a curated record